Molecule: messenger RNA, 1620 nt
Organism: Fusarium verticillioides 7600
Lineage: Eukaryota; Fungi; Ascomycota; Sordariomycetes; Hypocreales; Nectriaceae
Exons: 4
Coding region: 1-1620 (539 amino acids)
Source: RefSeq, a predicted model, not a curated record
AUGACCUCAAAGAAGAAAGGUACCGCGCGUCGGUCCGGGCCAUUCCUAUUUUCCUCUCGCACGAGGACUACCAAGGACGUGCCUCCGAUCAAGAAACUGCUCGGCGAACUUGGGUUUGGCGAUGAUGCUGAUAAAAAGCUCCUCAAUGAGUUCAACGCUGCUCGUAAAUUUCACAUGAACCGCUUCUUAGAGGAAAAGAUCAUCGACGACAAAGACAUAUUGGAGUGGUCCUCCGAGCCAUGCAAGCAAAAGAUUCGCAGGCUGGCCAAAGACUUUCUUAUCAGACACAACUAUGGCCCUCGUUUCUGGCCCGACGAGGUUUCUCCUGCAAACACCAAGAACUACCGUUAUCCACAGGAUUCCCAACAGAUCAUCAAAACAUUGACCAUGCUGUUUUUUCGACAGCUAUACAACAGAAGAUCACACAACAUAAAGGUUCGCAAAGAAAAGAGGCGUACCAAUCUCUUCGAGCGAGGUGAUGCGCCUGACGAGCCUAUUGCCCUUGAUCUGUCCAGCGAUGAGUCUGAUUACGAAUACCAAGUAUUCGAUCCCCCGGCAUCCCCGAUGUCUGGUGAAUCUUACCUCAAGAGAGAGCCUGCUGAUUCUCCGGACUUACCUUCACUUGAGGAGAUAAGACGUACAGUACAGAGCCAGACUAUACCCUCAAAUACUGUGACGUCGCUACGUAGUGUAGUUCAGGAUGAGAAUGAGAAUGUUAACUCGGAGGCAUCUCAUGGAUCUAGCCAACCCUCAAGAACAAGCCCUGUGCUGGCAACAAAAAGGCCUCUAUUAGAAUCAGAGACGUCGCCGUUGCGUACAAAAAGCCCGCGUCUCAACGGUUUUCGUGCACCCACAGCCGACCCGGUCUCUCAAGGUCCCAAUGUUCGGCUUGAAUCAGUCGCCCGAGCAGUUUCUCCCAGACAAGAGCUUCGGAGGUCAAGUCGAAAAUCUGUUCCUGCGCCUGUUGCUCCCAUAGGUAAAGGAUCAGGGACGAAUAAAACCCAGGAACAAUCAUCAGAAGCAGAGAGGAAUACCACGGAUGAGAUCGUCUGUGGGUUCAAAACUGCGAUACGAUCAGUUCCACCUACUGGAGAGAAUGGCAGUUCUCGCAUUUCUGAAAAUGAAACGACAGCUACAGACCAGCCGCCUGUAAAGCUUGGUUCUACGCCACUCUCUCAGAAGGAUACUACUGCCACGUCUGGGCCAGAUAUCGAAGAGCUCAGCAGCAAUUCGUAUGAUACAGCUGCGGCACGGCGAUUACUGAGCUCGCAUCUCCGUGGGCAUACUACAAAUACUCCUACCCCUCUACAAUUCUCUUUUUCCUUUCACGAUGGUAGCCACGGCGACCCUUUCAGCAUUUCGGCGGUCGAAUUCUUCACAAUGACCCUCGAGCAGUUUAUGGACGUUCUGCCCAUGAACGACAAGGAAAUGAUAGUAGGGCUGUGCAUACGCCAAUACGGGCCCAAGUUCUGUCUCCGGCAAGUGUAUCUGUACAACGAAGCUGUCUUUGGGAACAUUCGUCAGCAGUUUCUCCGUUGUAUUGAGAGCGAUACACGAGAUGUGAAGAACCAUGGAAAGAGGCUGGACUACGAGAUCAGUAUCGAGCCACUUAGGGAUUAA